GGUGACCUUUCCGUGGCGCCGGUGGUUUCCUUCCGUUCCGAGCGAGCCGGUUCGUUGGGGUGAUUCCCAUUCAACUCUGGGCGGCAUUCGACAACUUUUGCCACCAGCGAGUUCGAUUGCGUGCCCGCCUUGCCGCCGGAUAAGUUGUAACUUUAGCAAACUUAAGAAGCCGGACCGCAAACCAAGUACGUUUCGCAGGUUGGCUGUCAGUCGCAUGGCACCGAAGAGAGGAGGCUCUCUGAACGUUGGAAAUGAUGGUUGCUUCAUACACACAGCCACAGAGGAAGGCGUUGAAGUUGAGCUUAGUGUGAACGCAAAAGCAAGAAACAAAAAUCCCCAUCUUGACGCUCGAUGCUGGGUUUACCCGGGCUCAAGAUCAAGUCCCGUCUGCGGUCUGCGGGCAGGACGGGUGGACGGGUUUUGUGGAGCCGCACAGAAACCUUACUGUCAACUUUCGCCAUCCGGCAAGGCGCACGCGAAAUUGUGCGCGAAAGUGACGAGUGAGCGUUAUGAAUAUUCCGAUGAGUUUGGAGUUCGGAGCCGACGGCGUGCGGUUGGCUUUCGGCACGUGUCGCUCCCUGCGUCAACGUCUUGGUGUGUAGUGCGACGCAGCCGGAAAUCCGAUCCGGCCACAGUAUGGUCUUGGUCUUGCCAGCGCAGAGUGUUUGCAACCAUCGGCUGAAGAUGACGAGGACCUGCAGGAAUCCGAUCGUGACGAUACUAUGGCUGUGUGCGCUUGCCACCGUCCGGUGCAGUGCGCAAACGACGAUCGGUGCUAGCGUAGUGCUCGAUCCACAGGAUGUGACGGUGAUUGUGGGCGAGCGGCAGUCGUUCUUUGCCAAGGUGCGGGGCAUGCUGUCGCAGGACGCACGGCUCAACCUGACCACCGACCAUACCGAUCUGGUCGAGAUAUUUCCCACCUCGAUCGUGGUAAACCCGGGCGACGGAGGUUUUAUCGAUCGGGUGUACGAGAUCGUACUGCUCGGCCUGUCCCCUGGUCAGUUCGACGUGGAUGCGAACGUGCUACCGACCGGGCUGAUCGAUGAUGCGGCCGCGUUCAUUCGCGUGACGGUCGCCAACUCGCAGCCCAUCAUCUUGAUCUCGAGCGUGAUCGGGUGGAUCUACUUUGCGGCGUGGACCGUCUCCUUCUGGCCACAGAUGAUCGUCAACUAUCGGCGGCAGAGUGUGGUGGGACUGUCGUUCGACUUCCUCACGCUGAAUCUCGUCGGCCACUCGGUGUACGCCGCGUUCAACUGUGCGCUGUUCUGGAGCGGCUUCAUCGAGCAGGAGUACCUGGACCGCAAUCCGCGCGGUCUCAACCCGGUACUCGCCAAUGAUGUAGCGUUUUCGAUACACGCCACCAUCGCUACGCUGCUCACGGUGACGCAGUGCUUCAUCUACGAGCGUGGUGAGCAAAAAGUGUCCCGAAUCGCGUGGGGCAUCAUUACCGUGUUCAUCGUCGUCAUCAUCGUGGCGGGUGUGCUGGUCGGUACGGCCACCUUUCACUGGUUGGACUUUUUGUACGUGCUGAGCUACAUCAAGCUGUCGGUGACGCUGAUCAAGUACGUACCGCAGGCGGUACUGAACUUCCGUCGCAAGAGCACCGUUGGCUGGAGCAUAGAGAAUGUGCUGCUGGACUUUACCGGAGGCAUGCUCAGUAUGCUUCAGAUGCUGCUGAACGGUUACAAUUAUGAUGAUUGGGCCUCGAUAUUUGGCGAUCCUACCAAGUUUGGGCUUGGAUUGUUCUCUGUGAUGUUCGACAUUCUGUUUAUGGUGCAGCAUUACGUCCUCUACAGGAAUCGUGCGAAUGAGAAAACGUUACAGGAAGACUCGUCGACAACGACCACCACCGCUAGUAACGGAGGAAGCAAGGACAGUCUGCCGUCAACAUGCGUUUUUGGCCUAUUGCUUAUUAUUGCAGCAUCAACGACGGCUCAAAGCAACAAAACGCUGUUGCGCUUACAGUUUGGACCACAGGACACGACGAUUAUCGUGGGUCAAACUAGGAAUGUAACGCUUCGCUUACACGGGCCCCUAUCCGAACCGGUAACUGUAAACUUCACGCAAACCAACGCCACUAACGCCAAUGCCUACGUGCAAGUGACACCCAGUACGAUCGCAUUCACUCCGCCACCUUCCAAUUUUAUCGACCGCUCGGAGCGCGUGUCAUUGCGCGGACUGCGGGCAGGCAUAUUCGAUCUGUUGGCCCAUCUCUCUCCCUCCAGCGCACUGGUCGACCAAAGCCAAGCGUUCGUGCGCGUCACGGUAGCGAAAUCGUGGAGUCUUAUCAGCGUAUCGUCCGUGAUCGGAUGGACGUACUUCCUCGCCUGGACGUGGUCAUUCUGGCCACAGAUAUGGGAAAAUCGGACCCGCGCCAGCGUAGUCGGCCUUUCGUUUGACUACCUCGCGCUGAACCUGCUGGGCCACACGAUGUAUGCCGCCUUCAACUGUGCGCUGUUUUGGAACGGUUCCGUACAGGCGGAGUACCUGCGGCGCAAUCCACGCGGCUUGAUACCGGUGCUGGCAAAUGAUGUGGCGUUUUCGCUGCAUGCCGUCUUUGCAACGGGGCUGAUCAUUGUGCAGUGCUUCUUCUACGAGCGUGGCCAACAGAAGGUGUCCUACACGGCGCGCGCCAUCAUGACUGUGUUCGCCCUGGUUUUGAUGAUAUCGGGCGUGUUGGUUGCUACCGGUACGUACCUUUGGCUGGAUUUCUUCUACAACCUUAGCUACAUUAAGCUAGCCGUUACAUUGGUCAAGUACAUACCGCAGGCCGUGCUGAACUACCGGCGCAAAAGCACGAUCGGAUGGAGCAUCGGUAAUGUGCUGCUAGACUUUACCGGUGGAUCGUUCAGCAUGCUGCAAAUGCUAGUCAACGGAUACAAUUAUGAUGAUUGGGAUUCAAUCUUCGGAGAUGGGGCAAAGUUUGGUCUGGGACUGUUUUCCGUCCUGUUCGAUGUACUCUUCAUUGUGCAGCAUUACAUAUUGUACAGAAACUCCAACUACAUUGAACUUCGCGGUGAAAACUAUCCCGGUCCGGGGAGCGUGACUACCGCUCCUAGGCAGAAUAUUUCCACUUAAACGAAUGUCCGGUGCAAUCCGCUUGCAGGAUCGGAUUGAAAUUACCAAGAACUAGCUAAUACGCUGCUAGAGAUAUUGAUAAAUUGAAAAGACUUAUUUCAUUUAAUAAAUUUUACAUUUAGAGGCCAUAUAA
Messenger RNA from Anopheles coluzzii, 3211 nucleotides. RefSeq lists its product as uncharacterized. Gene Ontology annotation, cellular component: lysosomal membrane. Gene Ontology annotation, biological process: L-cystine transport. The transcript has 9 exons. Gene Ontology annotation, molecular function: L-cystine transmembrane transporter activity. The coding region runs from base 637 to 3078 and encodes 813 amino acids. The record is from RefSeq and is a predicted model, not a curated record. Lineage: Eukaryota; Metazoa; Arthropoda; Insecta; Diptera; Culicidae.